GAAACACUUUAAAGCAUGCACUCAUGGUUACAUGCAUAUGCAUGCACAUGUAAACACAACUUCAUAGUAUAAUGGAUGCAACUAAUGUUUUUAUCCUAUCAGUAAAAUCUUCUUUCCUGUCUUACUCUUACUUUCAGCAUAGUUAUAUGACUUUCUUUAUUGCAGGGCCAUUGACAGCAAUUUAUGUUUCUUCUUCUCCAAGAGAUGGAUCAAAGGGUCUUCCAGGAGCAUAUAGUGAGGACGCAGCAUUGAAAGCAUAUCCAAAAUGUGAGACUGUGCCAUGUGACAAAUUUCAAGAAUGUCAGAGAUUUGGAAUAUAAUUAUUAAGUUUUUAGUUGGUUGGAUUGGAUUCAAGUAAAUACAAUUAAAUUAUGUUGGAUGUUCAUUUUACUAGGUAUACGGAUGGUUAUUUUCAUUGUUAAGUGGAUGUUUGGUUGUUAGUAUUAGAUUCAAGUAGAUACAAUUAAAUUAUACUGGAUGUUUAGUUUAAUAGGUAUGCAAAUGGUUAUUUUC
Arachis ipaensis is the source of this 513-nucleotide messenger RNA. Lineage: Eukaryota; Viridiplantae; Streptophyta; Magnoliopsida; Fabales; Fabaceae. The record is from RefSeq and is a predicted model, not a curated record.